Molecule: messenger RNA, 756 nt
Organism: Dicrocoelium dendriticum
Lineage: Eukaryota; Metazoa; Platyhelminthes; Trematoda; Plagiorchiida; Dicrocoeliidae
Source: the annotation of a GenBank genome assembly
AUGACUACUCGAUCGGUUCCAAGUAUCUUCCAAGAAUUUGACACCCACUGCUUUGUGCGUCAGGCUGUUGAGCCAAAGGCUCCGGGCGGAGUCCCUCAAGCAAACCUCCGAAGCACAACGACCACCUCGCGUGCGAUUGCCCACCAAUGCAAUCGGAUGCCUGUGCGCAAAGCACUCAGCAUCGGAUGCUGGAACAUGCGCACACUACUGGAGUGGAACUUCAGUGAGUGCCCCGAGCGACGCACUGCACUCGUCGCGAUGGAGCUGGCACGCUACCACAUCGAUAUUGCGGCGCUCAGUGAAACCCGACUCGCUGAGCAAGAUAAGUUGCAUGAAACAGGUGCUGGCUACACAUUCUACUGGGUGGGCAACGCCGCCUCAGCACCACGUGAUCAUGGGGUCAGAUUUGCAAUAUCCGAUCGCCUCCAUGGUCAGCUGGUGGGUGAACCAACAGGCAUCAUCGCGCGACUGAUGACUGUUCGCCUACGACUCGGAAGAGGUAAGUUUGCUACUUUUAUAAGCACGUACGGUCCGACCAUGUGUUAUCCUGAUGACACGCGUGAUCAGUUCUACACUGAGCUAUCCUCCCUGAUACGGUCUGUGCCGAGGAGCGACCGACUAUUUCUGCUGGGUGAUUUCAACGCGCGCGUUGGGCGCGAUGCGUCGGUGUGGGCAGAUGUUAUCGGUUCGCAUGGCAUUGGUUCAGCGAAUGCGAACGGUGACAGGCUGCCCUCACUGUGUGCCACUACGACCUGA